This is a messenger RNA of Pundamilia nyererei, 2759 nucleotides long. RefSeq names its product transmembrane protein 121-like. The coding region runs from base 1301 to 2251 and encodes 316 amino acids. The transcript has 2 exons. The record is from RefSeq and is a predicted model, not a curated record. NCBI's taxonomy places the organism in Eukaryota, Metazoa, Chordata, Actinopteri, Cichliformes, Cichlidae.
GCAGCUGUGGUCUGCUGAGUGUCACCUCCACACAGCAAGUGCCUUUACUUGGGCAGAACAGGGAGAAGGAGCGUAGCUGUGAGAGAGACACACGGAGAGAAAGGGGGAAAAAAAAUCUCAGGAGUGUGUCUCAACGCACCAGAGGAGCAUCUCUCUGACUUCGGAGAGGGCUGAAGAGCGCACAGAGACUGACGGGCAGAGACAAGCAGCGGCGUUGGAGUAUAACAGUGCUGGUGGUGUUGGCAGAGCACGCCGAGUGGACACAGGGGAAUCCACCGGCGCUGUUGAUCCUGGUGUCCCUGGCAAGAAAGAAACAACAACAAAAAACUGCUUGAGCGGGAGACAGAAAGCGGUGCAGCAGCCAGGAUCUCGCCAGGGGGGCAGCAUUUUACAGCGACAACGAAGCGUGGAGACAGCUGAAACCUGCGCGCAGACACACUCUCUCUCCCUCACACGCGCGCAUGCACACACACACAUGCAAACAGUGAGUGUGAGCGAAAAGGGACGCUCGCGGUGCUUUCAAAAGAGCCACAAAAAUCCUUCUUCUUGUGAAACGCACAUACUUGCACAGGAAAACAACACAAAACAUUUCAUCUUCUUCGGCCAGGGAUGGUGGAUGAUGAAGGAGAAAACUUCUGGAGAGGAAAUUGUCUUUGAAGCAGGACUUACUGCUGAGGUUUUGUAUUUUUAAUCAACUUUGUCACCACCACCCUGUUUUUUUCUUUUUGAAGUUGGGGCAUUUUAAAGCCUCCGUCUAAGCACAACAACUAAACAACCUCUAUUCUUAGAGGCAGAAAUUGAGAGCUGUCUUUGUGACCAUCAAGAUGUCUAUUCCUGAUUCGGUCUGAUUGGUAAGUGGAUUAUGACGGCAAGAUUUGGGGAUUUUUCUUUCACCUGAAGAAAGAAAGAAGGAAAGAGCGACAGAAACCUAUCCAUGAUUGGUGGAUUUAUGGCUGUCAGAGAAGGAGAGGAUCCCUUGCCUUUUCUCCUCUCUUCUCCUGUGGAUUACAGAUGGGCUUUGUGAUCUCCCAGUGCAGUCUCAUGGAUGAUCGCUCGCUGCCAGUCAUUAGGAUAAAGUACAAAGAGGGACACAAGUGGCUUGGGCACAGGCGGAGAUUGAUUGAAGUGAUCUGUGUGAAUCCUAUUAAUGCAUCCUGGAUUGUGGCCAAGAAAGAAGCAAUGGAGGGGAACACCGCUGUCUAGCAGCGCUAUCUGAUCUGCCUCUCACUGGACAACUGAGGACCCUCUGCACUCCCUCUUCAACGACACUCCUCCUCCUCUUCUUCUCAGACAGGCAAGGAUGGUACCCCCGCCUCCCACCAACAAACCCCACGUGUGCUUGUCCACCAUUCUGAUCAUGAGCAGCAUGGCGCUGAUUGAUGCCUACCUGGUGGAGCAGAAUCACGGCCCCCGCAAGAUCGGCAUCUGCAUCAUGGUGAUGGUGGGAGACAUCUGCUUCUUAAUUGUCUUGCGUUACGUGGCAGUGUGGGUGGGCGCCGAGGUGCGCACAGCGAAGCGAGGCUACGCCAUGAUUCUCUGGUUUCUUUACAUCUUCGUGCUGGAGAUCAAGGUCUACUUUGUGUAUCAAAACUACAAAGCAGAUAGGAAGAGCUUGGACGCUCUCGCGAGGAAAGCCUUGACCUUGCUGCUGUCUAUUUGCAUCCCGGUGCUGUUUGUGGUGCUGGUGGCUAUCGACCACAUGGAGUAUGUUCGAGCCUUCAAGAAGCGCGAGGAGAUCCGUAACCGCCUCUUCUGGGUGGUGGUGGACUUGCUGGACAUACUGGACAUCCAAGCCAACCUGUGGGAGCCACAAAAGAAAGGGCUUCCUCUGUGGGCCGAGGGCCUGAUGUUCUUCUACUGCUACAUCCUCCUGCUCGUGCUGCCCUGCGUGUCCUUGAGCGAGAUCAGCAUGCAGGGCAUCAACAUUGUCCCCCACAAGAUGCUCCUGUACCCCAUCCUCAGCCUUGUGACCAUUAACAUCAUCACUCUGUUCAUCCGCGGAGGGAACAUGCUUUUGUACAGGGACGCCAGGGUAUCUGGGAUCCUAAUAGGAAAGAACAUCUUGGCCAUCAUCCUAAAGACCUGCAGCUUUGUGCAGUACAGGAGACAGUUGCAGAAUGCUCCUCCCGCCUUCGGGGUCGAGCUGCAGAAAAACUCAGUGGCCCAUGCUCGCCCUGCCCCCACCCCUCCUCAAGUGGUAAUGCAGGAUCAGACACCCCUCCCCGAGGUGACUACUUGCGAACACACAUGACAAAACAGCGGGGCGAACCCUGGAAAUGUCAAUACAAGUGUAUAUGACCCUCAGGACGCUGGCGGGGCACAGUGUUCCACACCUUUUAGGGCAUGCGAACACUCAUGUGAACACACGGGAGAUCAACAUCUCCUCUGAUGCUUCAUGGCACAGAGAACACUGCAGACACUUAGUGAUGAUAGAGCGUCGGAUCCAAAGCUGUCAUUGGUGCAAAAUACAGUAUUAUUUGUGACUUUGUUAAAGCGUUUCCUCCAGUAAAUCCAGUUACCUGUGUAUUUUUUCUAAUUGUACAACUGAAAGAAAAAAGAAAAACAACCUAUUGCAACUAUUGCAAGAUUAGAGGAAUAUAUUUUUGAAUUGUGUGUGUUGCAUUCUAAUCUUAAAUUUAAGGGUCUGUGUGGUGUGGUGUGCAUUUUCUGUUCCUCGAUUGUUCCUUGUAGUCGAGGGCUUCAACGUGUCCGAUUUAGAGGGAGCAACCAAUGAGAGAAUCAAACAGUUAAAAGCUUUC